Molecule: messenger RNA, 1380 nt
Organism: Penicillium angulare
Lineage: Eukaryota; Fungi; Ascomycota; Eurotiomycetes; Eurotiales; Aspergillaceae
Product: dolichyl-diphosphooligosaccharide-protein glycotransferase
Exons: 4
Coding region: 1-1380 (459 amino acids)
Cellular component (GO): endoplasmic reticulum membrane; oligosaccharyltransferase complex
Source: RefSeq, a predicted model, not a curated record
AUGCGGUGGUGCCUUGCGUUGCUUAUCUGUGCCUUUGUGGCUACAGUAAACGCACUGAGUAGCUCUGGUAGCCGCCUGCUGGUGGUUUUGGAUGAGAGUACAGAGAAGAGCACUUAUUCGACAUUGUGGUCCGAUUUGGAAGCUCGAGGAUACGAUUUGUCUUUUGAAUCACCUAAGAGUGACAAGCUGUCCCUCUUCGAACAUGGCGAGAGAGCUUACGACCACCUCCUUAUCCUUCCUCCGAAGUCAAAGGGUCUUGGCCCCUCCUUGACACCUAAGCACAUCGUGGACUUCUUGAACAAAGAUGGCAAUAUCGUGCUCGCCCUUUCCGGCAAGUCGUCCACCUCUAGUGCCGUUAGCUCCCUCCUCCUUGAGUUUGACAUUCACCUCGCCAAUGACCGUUCCGCCGUCGUCAUCGAUCACUUCAACUACGAUACCAUCUCGGCCGCCGAGAAGCAUGAUGUCCUACUCCUCCAGCGAUCUACUCCCCUCCGCCCCGAUGUCAAGGCCUUCUUUGAUGGCGAGGGUGUUCUUGCUCUUCCUAGAGUAGCCCCUCAGACUCUCGGUAGCGACAGCCAGCUCCUCGCACCGAUCCUUCAAGCUCCUGCCACCGCUUACGCGUACAACCCCAAGGAAGAGAUCCCAUCUCCCGAUGACAUCGAGGCAACUGGCUCCCAGCUGAAUGUGGUUUCUGCACUUCAAGCCCGUAACUCCGCCCGCUUCACUGUUCUGGGCUCUGUCGAGGCUCUUGAGGACAAGUGGUUCUCUGCCUCAGUCAAGACUCCCAACGGCAAGAAGGUCCCCACCGUUAACCGGGAGUUUGCCCGCCAAUUGACUGGAUGGACAUUCAAGGAGACUGGUGUUGUGAAGGUUGGAAAGAUUGAGCAUCACCUGGUUACUGAUGGCGAGGUGGCUGCGGAAGAUCUGAACCCUAAAAUUUACCGCAUCAAGAACGAGACUGUUUUCCGCAUUGAGGUCUCGGAAUACUCUUUUGAUAAGUGGGUACCCUUUGAGGUUCCCGCCGAGGAUCAACUACAGCUCGAGUUCACUAUGCUCUCGCCCUUCCACCGUCUGGCUCUUCAGCCCAUCAGUCGCACUGAGACUAGCACUGUGUUCGGCACCCAGUUCGUCACUCCGGACCAGCAUGGAAUCUUCUCCUUCCGUGUAAACUACAAGCGUCCUUUCCUUACAAACAUCGAGGAGAAGCAUGAGGUGACUGUUCGUCACUUUGCACACGAUGAAUACGCUCGCAGCUGGGCUAUCAGCGGUGGCUGGGUAUGGAUCGCCGGCCUCUGGGCUGUUGUUGGAGGCUUCCUGGCCUUCGUCAUUGUCUGGCUGUACUCGGCUCCCACAGUCAACAAAGCCAAGAAGACCCAGUAG